AUGCUACGGGAAGUGUGCCAGUCUGAUACAAUCUACGCAAUCGAGGCGGUGGCCGACACGGGAUUCGUGCACGAUAACCUUCAGCUGACCGCACCCGGAUCGUGGAUCAAUCGUGGAGGAGGGGGCCUUGGGUGGUCGGGCGGCGGCUCGCUGGGCAUCAAGCUAGCUGCUGACGCCGAGGCCGGCAGGCAAGACAAGGGGAAAUUUGUGGCGCAGACUGUCGGCGACGGGACGUACCUGCCUACAGUGCCGGGGAGCGUGUACUGGAUUCCGAAGCGGUACAAGAUCCCGGUGUUGACUAUGGUGCUAAGCAACAAGGAUAGGGUCCCGAACGGACUAGGGUCCAAGGCGACGAAUAAGGAGAUUAAUAUCUCGUUUGACCCUGCGCCCGACUAUGCAGGCUCUGCAUUGGCAGCAGCGGCUGGAGACAUUGAGGGACUACGGGUGAGCCAGGUGAACGAGCUGGAGGGAGUGUCGAAGCAGGCGGUUUCCAAGGUGCAGGCGGGGAAGUCUGCAGUGGUGGACUGCACGGUGGUGGCGGAUUGUCAGGGGAGGACGAAGGAGUGA
Messenger RNA from Geosmithia morbida, 567 nucleotides. Its product is annotated as Thiamine pyrophosphate enzyme, C-terminal TPP binding domain. The record is from RefSeq and is a predicted model, not a curated record. The coding region runs from base 1 to 567 and encodes 188 amino acids. NCBI's taxonomy places the organism in Eukaryota, Fungi, Ascomycota, Sordariomycetes, Hypocreales, Bionectriaceae. Gene Ontology annotation, cellular component: mitochondrion; acetolactate synthase complex. Gene Ontology annotation, molecular function: flavin adenine dinucleotide binding; thiamine pyrophosphate binding; acetolactate synthase activity. The transcript is spliced from 2 exons. Gene Ontology annotation, biological process: L-valine biosynthetic process.